UUUUAUGGCCCUUGCAGCCAUGAGAGGCUUCUAGAAUGUCUUCCUUAUAGGCAAAUGUCCUCUGCAGGUUGGCCCUCCAUUGGUUGAAACCACAGUCAGAUUCUCCUCAGAAAUUAUCUGAUUGGAAAUCAGGGAGGGGGAGAAAAAGAAAGAGCAACAAGUGCAAUGCUUUUUUUUUUUUUUUUACGCUGGUUUGCAUUCGGGACUCGUUGGAAAGGAUUUUUUUUUUUCUUUUUGCGACUUAAGAAAAAGGGACAAGGAGUUAAUUGUUUUUUUUUCUAACUUUCUACUUUAAAGAGUUCCACCAUGCCUCGAUCCUUCCUGGUGAAGAACAAGAGAAGUGUGUCGUUUAAUGUCCACAGAUUGUACGAAGACGACAAAGGGUCUGAAGACGUCUUACCGGCCUCUUCUUCGGACAUGCCUCAGACCGAAGGCCGGCAAUCUCAAACAGACCCCCUGCCUUUAGAAAAACCGGAGCCCGAAUGUCCCUUAUCUGUGCGUCCCGAGCCCGCCGGACCCCCCGCGGCUCCCUCCCAGCCGUACUAUUUAACAGAGCCGAAAAUGGGAGAAUUCGCUCCUUACUAUAAACCGGCGUAUUCCUGGGAGCAGGUUCCGACUUCCUACCAGUUGGGUUUCAGCCCCGCGGUGCUGCAGCACGCCACCAGUUUGUACAACACCCACGUCAGCCGGAGCCCACAGCACCAGCAGCCUCUGGACUGCAGCACACACUACUCCCCAGAUCCGGACACCUACCACUGCAUCACCUGUGACAAGGUGUUCUCAACGUCUCACGGCCUGGAGGUCCACGUCAGGAGGUCCCACAGCGGGAUGAGACCUUUUGGCUGCAACAUCUGCAGAAAAACCUUUGGCCAUGCGGUCAGUCUGGAGCAACACAUGAACGUCCACUACCAGGAGAAAAGUUUUGAGUGCAAGAUGUGCGGGAAAUCCUUCAAGCGCUCCUCCACGCUCUCCACGCACCUCCUCAUCCACUCCGACACCAGGCCCUACCCAUGUCAGUUCUGCGGCAAGAGGUUCCACCAGAAGUCCGACAUGAAGAAACACACCUACAUCCACACCGGUGAGAAACCCCACAAGUGUCAAGUGUGCGGCAAAGCCUUCAGCCAGAGCUCCAACCUGAUCACCCACAGCCGCAAACACACCGGCUUCAAGCCCUUCGGAUGUGACGUUUGCUCCAAAGGCUUCCAGCGCAAGGUGGACCUCCGCCGCCACCAGGAGAGCCAACAUGUCAUGAAGUGACGCCUCAGCCCUUUUAAUCACCUCGGCUUUUUCUCCGGAAGAAACCUUUCUGAUGUACAGUCGUGGUCGAAAGUUUACAUACACUUGUAAAGAACAUCAUGUCAUGGCUGUCUGGAGUUUUCAAUCAUUUCUAUUUUUUUUUUUGUGAUAGACUGAUUGGAGCACAUACUUGUCGGUCACACAAAAACAUUCAUGAAGUUUUCUUCUUUUAUGAAUUUAUUAUGGCUCUACUGAAAAUGUGACUGGGUCAAAAGUAUACAUACAGCAAUGUUAAAGGCCUACUGAAAUGAGUUUUUCUUAUUUAAACGGGGAUAGCAGGUCCAUUCUAUGUGUCAUACUUGAUCAUUUCACGAUAUCGCCAUACCUUUGCUGAAAGGAUUUAGUAGAGAACAUCGACAAUAAAGUUCGCAACUUUUGGUGGCUAAUAAAAAAGAUUUGCCCGUACGGGAAGUAGCAGAUGAUGUGCGCGUGACGUCACCGGUGUGAGGGCUGCUCAAAUCCUCACAUUGUUUAUAAAGUGAGCCACCAGCAUUUAGAACAAUUCGGACCGAGAAAGCGACGAUUUCCCCAAUAAUUUGAGCGAGGAUGAAAGAUUCGUGGAUGAGGAAAGUUAGAGUGAACAAAUGAGUUUUAAGAUGGGACUUAGAUGCUUCUACUGAGGUAGCAUCUCUAAUUCAUUCAUUCGUUCAUUGUCCCAUUUACUCUCUGUAAAGCACCAGUUCCAUUCACAACAAAAGAAGCCCAAAGCAUGAUACUACCACCACCAUGCCUGACGGUAGGUGUGGUGUUCCUGGAAUUAAAGGCCCCACCUUUUCUCCUCCAAACAUAUUCCUGGGUAUUGUAGCCAAACAGCUCAAUUUUUGUUUCAUCUGACCACAGAACUUUCCUCCAGAAUGUCCAUGUGAUGUCAGAUGGAACAAAAAUGGAGCUUUUUGGCUACAAUAUGUUAACUUUUGACCCAGUAGAUUUUCUCCGAUUUUCAGUAGACCCAUAAUAAAUUCAUAAAAGAAGCAAACUUCAUAAAUGUUUUUUUGUGACUAACAAGAAACAAAAAAAUAAGAGUUGUCGAAAUGAUUAGAAACUCAAGACAGCCUUCACAAGUGUAUGUAAACUUUUGAGCACGACUGUACCUUCAGAAACAUGCACAGUGAAUGGAAAUCUUUUCGAAGUCACUUGCUUUCAAGCGAGGGCGCUAUUCUGCAGGAAAGAUGACUUCUUUGCCAUUGUAUUUAUAAUAAGUGUGAAUAUAAUAUGAUGGCUGUCAAUGUUCUUUAUGAAGUCUUACAUGCAGUUUAUGGAAAUAAAGAGCUAACCGAA
This is a messenger RNA of Nerophis ophidion (straightnose pipefish), 2574 nucleotides long. RefSeq names its product growth factor independent 1B transcription repressor (gene gfi1b). The record is from RefSeq and is a predicted model, not a curated record. Gene Ontology annotation, biological process: regulation of transcription by RNA polymerase II. NCBI's taxonomy places the organism in Eukaryota, Metazoa, Chordata, Actinopteri, Syngnathiformes, Syngnathidae. Gene Ontology annotation, molecular function: DNA-binding transcription factor activity; RNA polymerase II cis-regulatory region sequence-specific DNA binding.